UGCAGAUUUCAAAACAUCCCUGUGACUGCUCUCCAUCCCUCCGCUCACUGCCCUGGAAAUUGGAUCAACAGCAGCAGCACUUAUCUCAGGCAGAGCCAAGCAACUUUUUCUUAUGCUCCCUUGCUGAUCUUUUUCAAGCCCCCUUUUUUUUACCCUCUUUGACAAUGGCACAUACGGACUAGAUUGGAACUUCACAGAACAGCUGGUAAAUAAUUGAGAGGUUUGCUCUUGAAACUGAUCAUUUAAAGAUCUCCAUACUACAGCAAACUCUGUCAUUUGAUGUCCAUCAAAGGAAGCAGAUUACGACACACUUCUCUUGACGAAGACCUGGAUGUAAAGUCUGAGGUUCCUGUAGGGAUGGACCCCAUAACACCUCUCGACUUAAGAACAGAUCUCAAGACGGUGAUGCCCAUGAUUGAUCCUGUGAUGCGAGAGAAACAGCUACAGCAAGAACUAUUACUAAUUCAGCAGCAACAGCAAAUUCAGAAACAACUUUUAAUUGCUGAGUUUCAAAAGCAACAUGAGAACCUUACAAGACAACACCAAGCCCAGCUACAGGAGCACCUAAAGUUACAACAAGAACUUCUUGCAAUGAAACAGCAACAGGAACUGCUUGAGAGAGAGAAGGAGCACAAAAUGGAGCAGCAGAGACAGGAACAGGAAGUAGAAAGACAUCGUCGGGAGCAGCAACAGCUUUCACACUCUCGAAUCAAAGACAGAGGGAAAGAAAGAGCCGUGGCCAGCACAGAAGUAAAACAGAAACUCCAAGAGUUCCUCUUAAGUAAAUCUGCGACAAAAGAAUCCUUCACAAACGGAACCAAUCAUUCCAUGGGACGCCAUCCCAAACUUUGGUACACGGCAGCACAUCAUACUUCUCUGGAUCAAAGCUCCCCACCUCUAAGUGGGACAUCUCCAUCAUACAAAUACCCUUUACCAGGCUCUCAAGAUUAUAAAGAUGAUUUCCCUUUAAGAAAAACAGCCUCCGAGCCCAACCUGAAAGUUCGCUCCCGUUUAAAACAAAAAGUGGCGGAACGAAGAAGCAGCCCUUUACUAAGAAGGAAAGAAGGAAAUGUACCCUGUAGCACCUACAAGAAGAGAAUAUUUGAAAUGCCAGAGUCGUCGGUGAGCAGCAGUUCUCCAGUAUCUGGACCAAGCUCACCAAACACUGUAUCAGUUGUCAUGAAUGUUGAAAAGGAAACCUCUGUCUUGUCUUCAAACUCACUCACUGAGCAUUUGGUGUCUCACCAUCAACAUUUAGUGCAUCCUGAAAAGUCAAUAAAUCUACUAAACCUAUACACGUCUCCUUCUUUACCCAACAUCACCUUAGGACUUGCAGCAGCCGCCGCUUCACAGCUCAAUGUCUCAUCUUCAUUUAAGGAAAAACAGAAGUACGACCCUGAGGCGCUAAGGCAGGGGGUCUCACUGCCUGGACAAUAUGGUGGAAGUCUCAAUGCAUCCUCGGCCCAUGUUUCUCUAGAAGGAAAAUCUAACAGUAGCCAUCAGGCUUUGCUGCAACACUUAAUGCUGAAAGAACAAAUGCGUCAAAAGCUUUUAACUACAGGGGGGACACCACUUCUUCAGCAAUCCUCACUAGCGACUAAAGACAGAGUUUCACCCUCUGGAAGAGCUGUCCAUAAACUGCCACGCCACAGGCCGCUGCACAGAACGCAGUCUGCUCCACUUCCACAGAACACACUGGCUCAGCUGGUCAUACAGCAGCAACACCAGCAAUUCUUGGAGAAACAGAAACAGUAUCAGCAGCAGAUCCAGAUGAACAAAAUACUGUCUAAUUCAAUUGAGCAACUACGACAACCUGGAAGACAUCUAGAUGAAGCUGAAGAAGAACACGGGGAUUAUUUGAUGCAAGAAGAAAAAGUUUCCACAACUGGUAACUCGAGAAGCUACAGCAGUUUGGAUAUCAGGACUGAACACCUGGGAACUGUGAAAGUAAAGGAGGAACCACCAGAUAGUGAGGAUGAAACUCAACCACAUCAUGAAUCUGAGCAGAAAACAGCUUUUGUACAACAGCAGUUCCUGGUGAACCAGCGUAUCAACCCAUUUCAAAUCUUCCAGGCUCAGAUGGACACAGUUGGCAUGGCAGGAUUAGAGAAACAUCAGCCUGUUUCAAGAGCUCAGUCUUUUCCUGCUGCUACCACGUUACCUCACCCAGCUUCAGACCAGCCCAUCGAGCAUGUCUAUAAGACUGGUAGGACUCCCUAAAGACCUGGUUUAAUAGGCAGGAUAAAUUCACAGUUCACGUAGGAUCAACUGAUUUAAAUGCCUAGAAUACCUCUAGUAGCUGAACAAUCAUUUUACCCUCACUUUUUCUGGAUGUCUCGAGGUUGUGUCGGCAUUGUGACAGCCGUUGUAGCUGAUAAAUCAGAAAUUCCGUAUUCACAAACUCAUAAAUUUCUAUCAUUGAAGGGCUUUGCCAAAAUAUUAACAGGUGCACUUGUGGGUAUUUAUAGUCAUUUUUGUUUGGCAUUCACUUCCCACAGUUCUGUGUUAUAUACAUCUUAUUCUACAUUACCUAUGCAGAAAAAGUAAAAAAAAAAGUAAAAAAAAAUAUAAAUAAUC
This is a messenger RNA of Pelobates fuscus (common spadefoot toad), 2577 nucleotides long. It is a transcript of the gene HDAC9, whose product is annotated as histone deacetylase 9. The transcript is spliced from 14 exons. NCBI's taxonomy places the organism in Eukaryota, Metazoa, Chordata, Amphibia, Anura, Pelobatidae. The record is from RefSeq and is a predicted model, not a curated record. The coding region runs from base 280 to 2220 and encodes 646 amino acids.